AUGGCGGGAGGCGCCGCCCGGGAAGCUGAUGGCUAUGGCGACGCGACGGGCAGUGAAGGUCGAGGCGAACGCAACGGGGAGAAUAGAGCCGCGACGGCGAGCGACGGCUCUGCGAUGCGGAACGAUGGGCACGACCGCAGCCCGCGGCGGGGCGACGAGGGGGAGGGGGUGAGCGCAGGGCGUGAGGCGGAGAAAGGAGCGGAGGGGCAAACAGAGCGCGACGAUGAGGAGGGGCGCGACGGGAUGGGCGAGGCGAGGGGAGAGGGCUCGGAUGCUGGAGGGAGGGAAGGGGCGAGUGCGAUUAAGCGCGCGAGCGGUGAAAGUGAAGUGCGCGGUGACAGGGGAGCGCAGAUGAGCGCGAUAGACGAUGCGCGCACGACAGUGGUCGGUGCGAAGAGAAGGUUGGAGGCGGAGGGGCAGGAAGCUGUGGGGGCGAAUAAACGGACUGCUCGUGCAGCAGAGGACGAGAGGAGGGGCGACGGCGAAGGGAGCGUGGUAGACGCGAGCAUGAUGAGAGACACACGCGAGGGUCAUGGCGUGGGCGAUCUGGCGGCGCGGUGCAGCAGUGAGGCGGCGAAAGAGGCAGGGGCAGUGCAGGGUGGGCAGCAGCAGCUGUUUGGUCGAGUGCUGGAUCACAGCGACGCUUUGAAACAAGGUGAUGCACUGACAGAGGACGGUGCGGAGAAGCAAGGCGGCGAGGAGGAGCAACGGGAAAACGAGAAGCAAGCGGAGCAGGAGAAGCAAGGCGACGUGCAGGAUGGGAGGGCGGAUAGAGAGCAGUGUGCGACGCAGCAGACGCAAUGCGCGGGUGGUGGCCGCCACGCACCUGUGGGCGCGUGGCAGGGAGGCGAGCAGGAGGUGUCGGAUCCUCACGCGGAGCAACGGCCCGUGGCACGGGGUGGCGUGGGAGCGGAGCUUGGGAAAGUAUUCUCAGCCCCCCCAGGCGCUGCAGAUGCAGCUCAAUUCAUGGCGGACGGUGCUGCUGCUGCCACUCCCGCAAUGCUUCUUGAGCCACCCGUUGCUUGCGGCGACCCUGCAGUGCCAAGCGCAGGAGGCAGGGUGGCGAGUGGCGGUGCAGCAGGUGGUGGGAUGCGCGCAGACACGGGUGACGUGGGGCAGGCGCAUGGAGGAGCACGCCACGAAGGCGUGGGCGUGCAGGCAGCAGCGGCGGGCAUGGAUGCCGGGGCAUACAGCGCGACGGGGAGCAGGGAGGGAGUGCAGCAGCAGCGCGUGGUGGGGGAGCGCGAGCAGGUGGAGCAGCAGGCAGAGCUGCCAGAGCAUGGCAUGGGCGGCCUCGCGCUGCCCCCUGCCCACGAGCGUGACUCGGGCUGCCAUUCGGGAUCCGGUGCGCUGGACACGGCACAGCUCGUAGCCUCUGGUGAUGCAACGCCAUCAAACAGCAGAGAGAGGGGAGCAGGUGGAGGUGCGGGUGGGGGUGGAGGAGGGCGAGAGGAGGGAGCGGGUGUGGGUGAUGGGAAGCUGUUUCGCGGUGUGAGGCAGAGGCAUGAGAACCGGUGGGUGGCGGAGAUCCGGUACCCCAAGAAGCGGUCGCGCGUGUGGCUGGGCACGUUCAGCACGCCUGAGGAGGCAGCGCGCGCGUACGACCGCGCGGCCAUCAAGCUGCGCGGGCCCAAGGCGCGCACCAACUUCCCCCACCCCGCGCUGGCGGAGUGGCAGCCCCUGGCGGGGUAUGCAGGCGUGGAUCGCGCCAUGGGCGCUGCUGUGGGGGCUGCAGCUUGCAACGACGGGGGCGGGGAGGAGAGGAGCAAGCGGGCGAGAGCAGCGCAGAGCCCUCUACAGCCUGGCCAGCAGGUGGUUGCCGCCGCAAGUGGGGGCAGUGCGAGGCAUGGGGGCGAACGAGCAGACACGUGGAGCGUUAAGAAUGGGGAGCAAGGAGGGGAUGGAGAGGGGAAGCAUGCGGGCAAAGAGACAAUGGCGCAGCAAUGGCAGCAUGCAGGCUCAGCGCCUCCCCCGCCCUCUGCCGUGCCUGCUGGUGCUGCAAGUGCAGGUGUUUUGGGGCAAGUGGUGCAGCAUGUGCAGCAGCGAGUGGUGGCGGAGAGGCUGCAGCAGAGCAGUGUCGCCAUGGGCAAUGCGGUGGGCAGUGACGCUCACAGGCUGCUGCUGGGACUCAUAGCUGCCAAUGCACACGCUGCUGCUGCAGGCACGGCCGUAGGAGUAGGGCCGGGUGGGGAGAGGCGCAUGGCAGAUGGGGGGUUAGGGGAAGGGGGGGGAGAUGCAGCCGCAGCAGCUGCAGCGGCGGCGGCAGCAGCAGGGAGCCGGGUGGGGAUUGCGGAUAAGCUGCUGCUGCUGGCGGUGCAACAGCAGGCGGAGGCGCAGCAGCAGGCGCAGGUGAGGCAGGCGGAGGCGGUGAGGCAGGCGCUGCUGUCAGUGGCCCCGGAGCACAGGCAGCAGCUGCUGCUCGCCCUCGCACAGGGCGGCCUGCUGCCCUUGGCAGCGCUGCUGCACGCACCACCGCAGGCACAGACGCAGGUACAGGCACAGGCACAGGCACUAAUGCAAGGGCAGGGGUCAUGGAACGCGCAUGGCACGGCAGGUGAGGGCCUUGUUGGAGCGCUGCUGGCAAAGGUGGGUGGGGAGGACAAGAACAAUGCGGGGAGCGUGAUUCACGGGCUGCUGGCGGGGAUGGGUGGCACUGACGCCUCCACUGUCCUACAACUGCUGUUACAGCACCAGCAGCAGCAGCAGCAACAGCAGCAGCAGGCAAGGCAGCAUCAGCAGUCGCAGCUGUCGUUGCUGUUGGGGAAUGCAGGGCAGGCCAUGCAUGGCGUUGGGGCGAGCUUUUUUGGGGCAUCAGGAGAUGCGAGUGGCAGUGCUGCAGCAGCUGCUGUGCCUGGCAGCAGCGCUGCUGUCAUCAGUUCCCUGGCGGCGCUACUGGGAGUGGAGCAGGGUGCCAGGCACAACAGCAGCGCGCGUGGGAGCAGUGCGAGCCACGAGUGGGUGGCGGGCAUGAGGCAACAGGGCUCCGCCCUCCCGCCUGCUGCACUGCCCUCGGGUGCCUCUGGUGCUGCCACGUGCAGCGCUGCAGUGGGGCCAGGGGAGGCCAGGGAGGCAGGCGUGGGCGCAGCAGUGUCGCAGCAUUCCUUCCUCCCCGCACAGUGGGAAACGGGCGUGCGACAGGGGGGCUGUGUGGGGGCAGGGGGAGUGACUCGCCCCAAUCAAAAUUGCGUGUCUCAAAUUUUCGCUCCUGCUCGAAUGUCGCCCAUCCUUCACCCCGUUUGUUGCCACGUGGCGCUUCGGCUUUUGCCCCUCCAUCCGUCGCCGUAUCUCCAUAUCCGCCCGUAUACCCUUGUUUCGUCGUCUCCGCCUGCAUCCCUCCCCAAUCGCCUCUCCCGCCGCCUCAUUGCGACUCCCCUCCCGUCUCCGCGCAUUGCCGCCACCUGCUACAUCCCCGCCCCACCUCCCUCCCCGCCAUUUGCCCGCGCCGAUUCCGCCUGCUCCGCCACGCCACACUGCGCGUGGAAGGAUCGGCUUGCUUCGGCACGGUGGCUAAGCCGGGGGAGCGAGGGGCGCGCCAGUGGCACGCGCGGGAUGAGUGGCGUUGGCGCGGAGGCGGCUGGCGGGCGUGCGGAAGCAGCGACGGGCGGAGUGGUGGAGGAGGAAAGCCGAUGUGAGGCGAACGGUGCAUUGCGGACGACUGGCGAGGGCGGCGAACGAGGGGGAAGCGAUGGGAUGAAGGGCGACGAAGAGGAGCGGCCGGCGACGGCGCGGACUGGCGCGGGGGAGGAUUUGGCCCCUGCGGUAGGGGCUGGGGGCAGCGAGAAGCGGGGCAAGGGGAAGAAGGGAGGCGGGAGGGAGAAGGGCAAGAGCGCGGGCGAGGGCAGGGGGAAUGAAGGAGGCAAGGGGGAGCAAGGAGGCAGGGGCAAGCGGGGCGCGGGAAUGGUGGUGGGGGGGUACGCGGUGGAGGGCGUGUCAGUGGGCGGGCAGGAGACGUGUGUGAUUAUACCGAGCAUGCGCGUGGCGUUUGACAUCGGCAGGUGCCCUGCGCGCGCUGUCUUCCAGGACACCGUGCUCAUCUCCCACACCCACAUCGACCACGUGGGCGGGCUGGCGUUCCACGUGGCAACGAGGGGGCUCUUCUCACUGGCGCCGCCCACCGUGGUGGUGCCGCCAUCAGCCGUGCAGGGUGUGAUGGCCAUGAUACAGUGCUUCCAACAACUCGAUGGCAGCUCCCUGCCCCUCCAACUCAAAGCCCUCCAGGUGGGUGAGGAGAUGCGGCUGGGCAAGGGCUAUUGGGUGAAGCCGUUCACCACGUACCAUGUGCUGCCCAGCCAGGGCUAUUUGAUUUCGUCUCGGCGGCACAAGCUGCUGCCGCAGUACCAUGGCUUGCAAAACGCCGAGAUCAAGCGACUCAAGGAUGCCGGCACACAGAUAACGGAGGAGGUGGAAGUGGGCGAGGUGGCGUUCACAGGCGACACAACAGCGCAGUUCAUCACGGACCCCGCCAACGCACAUGUACUCCGCGCCAAGCUGCUCAUCAUGGAGGUGACGUUCAUUGAUGACUCGGUCACCAUAGAGCAUGCAAGGAAGUUCGGCCACAUUCACAUUAACGAGCUGCGCCCGCUGGCGCACAUGUUUCAGAACGAGGCCAUUCUCUUCAUCCACUUCUCAGCGCGAUACCACCGCCAUGAGAUAUUGGAGAGCAUUGCUACACUGCCAGAGCCAUUGAGAAGCAAGGUGAGCGUGCAGGCGCUGGGGCGAGGAGAGGUGCGCGCAGGCGUGGGGGAGGCGAGGGUGCAAGCAAGGGACGGCGAAAGCAUCAGUAGAACAGCGGAUCAACAAGAUGAAGAUCACGAGCACGAGCGUGCGCGCAGCAGCGCCUCUGCGUCGUCGUCCAAUGGCGCAGCGACGGCGGCCGUUCCCUCUGCCACGCAGCACGCCCCCACGGCGUCACCACGCACGCAAGCGCAAAGCCAGCCACAAGCACAAGCAGCGCCACGCGGUGCAGAGGGACCGCUAUGGGCGGAACAGGAGGCGGGACGCAUGCGGGGGCGGGGGGGGCGGGGCGGCAGCGGGCGGGCAUACAGGAACUUGUUCCUGGCGGUGGCGAUGUGGCAGACGCACGUGGAGCGCGCUGUGGACCGGCUCUUCCGAGAUGAGCUCGCCCGCCGCGCCCUCGUGACCACGGCACUGCUGGCGCUGUCCCGCGUGGGGUAUGCCGUGCCGGUGGCGGGCCUCAAGGAGGCCAGCUCUGCCACCCACGACCACCCACUGCUCAUGGCCGCCGGGUUGGAUGUGGAGGUGGCAUCACCGGGAGGUCCCAUCAACCUGUUCGCUCUGGGCAUCACACCGCACAUAUUCGCCUCCAUCAUUCUUCAGGUGGUGUUGGCGCUGCGCAUCUCGCCGCAUCUCAACAACCUGCGCAACGAGGGGUCAAGGGGUGCUGCACUCAUCCAGCGAUACACCUUCUACGUGUCAGCAGGGCUGGCAGUGGUGUUUGGCGGGCUCACAGCAUGGACGUCUAUGGACUGUUCUGGCGCCCUCAGGGUGUGGCUGCCGUCGUUCCUGCGUGCGUCCCUGGCCCUGGCGGUGGGCUCCACCCUGCUGCAGGGCCUCUGCUCCGCCAUCACCAAGUUCGGCCUCGGCGAGGGGUACUCGCUGCUCAUCUGUCUGAGCAUCCUGUCGGGCUUCACAGCAUCGCUGCAGCCCGCCCUCGCCGUCUGCAAAGAGCGUCUGCUGUCAGACCCCCACGUGGCGGCACUGCUGGCGCUGCUGCUCAUGCUCUUUGUGCUCACCACCUUCGCGGCUGCGUGGCUGGUGGGGGGGGUGCGCCGUGUGCCGCUGCUCUACUUUGACUUCAACAUCACCACGCCCUCCCUGGAGGAGAGGGCGCAGGUGCAGCCAGUGGUGCCGUUCCCGCUCAUCCCCCAGGGCAUGUACCCUGUCUUCAACGCCUCCCUGCUCGCCUCCUCCGUCACCAUGAUUCUCCGGGAGGUGGGUGGGUACAACGUGGCUGCUGCUCCCCUGCACCUGCGCGCGCUGGGCCACACAGCCGUCUUCCUCGUCACCAUUCUCUUCAACAUAUACGACCUGGACGACACGAUAAAGGACAUAGCGGACAGUCUGGUGGCGAUAGGGGCGAGGGUGCGGCAUGUGAGGCCAGGGGCGGAGACAGCCGAGUUCCUCAGAGACGCACGGGACUCCACUCGCUUCCUUGGUGGUGUGCUGCUAGCAUCCAUGGCGUCUGCAUCAUCAGCACUUAGUCUGUUUGUCUACCGAAUCUCAGGGAUCUCCAUAGCUUUCACAUCACUUCUGAUCAUUGUUGGCUCCAUCAUAUCUCUGCGUCGCACCAUAGAGAGUUAUCUCCAAGUCACCCAUCUCAUGCAAACACUGUCACGCUUUCAGAUCAUGACUGCUACCUGA
This is a messenger RNA of Closterium sp. Yama58-4, 6381 nucleotides long. The record is from the annotation of a GenBank genome assembly. NCBI's taxonomy places the organism in Eukaryota, Viridiplantae, Streptophyta, Zygnematophyceae, Desmidiales, Closteriaceae.